UCUGACACAGUCAAGUCAUACGCCAUGAGUCUGCCCACCAGUGCAACAAGACACCUCAUCCUGCACCGCUCCUUCCCCUUCUCCCUUCCCACCCCACCCCCCUCGCCACCCCUUCCGUAUGAAUGUGCCGACGGUAUUGGCGAGCAGGGCAUGCCGUUCCGCACGUCGCACGACGUGGUGGGGCGGGCGGUGGCCAUAGCGGUGGCGCGCGGAGUGGAGCUGAGUGCGCUGUCGCUGGAGGAGCUGAGGGCCAUCAACCCGAUAUUCGAGGCGGACGUGUACUCGUUCCUGGGCGUGCACAACUCCAUCACCAAGUUCACCUCCUUCGGCUCCACCGGUGCUGCCCGUGUGGACGAGCAGCUCAAGUUCUGGCGGGACAAGCUGCACCUGUGA
This is a messenger RNA of Closterium sp. Naga37s-1, 393 nucleotides long. The record is from the annotation of a GenBank genome assembly. Lineage: Eukaryota; Viridiplantae; Streptophyta; Zygnematophyceae; Desmidiales; Closteriaceae.